This is a messenger RNA of Linum trigynum, 1833 nucleotides long. The record is from the annotation of a GenBank genome assembly. Lineage: Eukaryota; Viridiplantae; Streptophyta; Magnoliopsida; Malpighiales; Linaceae.
AUCAUGUGUAAAUGAAUAGACAUUUUGAUCUUUACAUUUGAUCACCUUUCUCGUCUCACAUGUUAAUUAUCAACUAAAUCAUUCUAAUAACAAUAUCAUCUCAUAGUGAUUAAUAACGAUACCCAUAAUAAUAACUAAUAAAGAUUUAUAAUUCAAUACUUGGGAUGUGUUUGCUCCAAAUAAAACUCCAUGGUUGUAAAAUUACCACAACUUAGAAGUGAAGGACGACUCAUCUGACCUUCCUUCAGCUAUACAAAUUCCAAUCUCGAGUGAACUUUCGUCAUUCAAACAUUAGACAAAUUAGCAAAUAUCACCAUUUGAGACUUUUCAAAGCUAGAUGUCAAGUCUCUGCCAAGUUGCAGCUACAAAGAAGGCCCCAUUCUCUUCUCCAUCAAACUCAAUAAUAUCAGAAGAGCCUCUUAUUGAACGAUAAGCAUAAGAAGCUUGUGUGGUUCAAACCAUUUUGCAAAGCUUCAACACAUUUUCCCACUCAUCACUCACCAAUUCUAAGCUCAACCCAUUUCAAUGGAGUCCUCCUGGCUUAAAGGGUUGCUCACCAUUUCCACAGAAACCAUCAAAAUCAUCCCCAAAAUUCCAACCUUGAUCACCAGGGUCACCAUUCUCAUCCUCGUCUUCAACUCCUCGAUCUACUUCGUAUCCCUCGGCUUCCUCAGGCUACUGAUCAACUCCUUCCAAAGCCUGGCCAUCGACCCGACAAACAUCGACCGAAUCGGAAAGUCCUUGGCCUCCAUCAUCGUAUACGAGCUAAUCGUGGCGGUCAUCGUUUCACUAUCAUCCCUCUUCGUAGCAGCAUCUGCAAUUUUGGUUUCAGCCAUGGCACUCGGAGGAAAGCAGCCCACCACAACGGUUAAAGGCUUGUUUUUUAGGGUAAUAAGGGCUUGGAAAGGGCCUUUGGUCACUUGGGCUUACACGACCCUUUUCCUCUUGGGAUUCAUGUGUGUUCUGUUCCUGAUUGCUUACCCUUUCACCCUCGUGUUCUUGUCUAGUCCGCGAAUUUUGUCGAUCACAAUGAACAUGUUUGCGGUUUUGGGAUUGGUGCUGUACUCGUACUUGCUAGUGGGUUUGAGUUUGGGCAUGGUUGGAUCGGUUGUGGAGGGAGAGAUUUGUUGUGGGCUUGAAGUUAUAGGGAAGGCGGCCAGGAUUGGCAAAGGGAUGGAGCUACAUGGGUUUGUUGUGAAUCUGUUGUUUGGAUUGGUGGGUUGGGGUUUGUUGAAGAGCUUGGUUUGGGUUGGGUUCCGGUUGCCCGGGGUCGGGCAAAUGGCUUCUCCAGUCGGUUUGGCCGGUCUCGAGUGGCCGACCUCUGGCCAGAUCUUCCUUGGAUUGGUUGUGGUCAAUUUGUUUUGUUUGCUCAAGAUUCUGUGGUGGAUGACUUAUUGUGUUAUGUUCUAUGAGGGCAUGAAGAGGCAUGGUGAAGAGGUUGUUGAGUUGGUGGAGGAUUUGGAUUAUACUAAAGUGCCAAGUGUAAAUAUGGUUUAAUGCUAGUUAUUUCUUUGUUUGUGUGGUUAAUACAAGUUCAAGUGUUUUGAAGAUGUAAAUCUUGAGUUAUAGGUUUAUUGUUUACAAUCUCAUAAUUUUUUUUUUUUUUACUUUUUGAAGUAAGAGUUGCAUUCACUAAAUCUUAUUCUGAUACAACUUAAAGAACACUAAAAAGUGACAAUGAAUGAAGAGCAUGUGAAAAUUGAGUCACCUUCGCACGAAAUAGAGCAUCCAACAAACUCAUAAGUUAUUUUACGACAAAAAAUAGCAAACAUGUAUUGCUUUUUGUUGACACUAAGAUGCUUACGAUUUGGUAAGUAAAUGAGUUCUUACAAG